AAGCUUCCCACAAGGUCAAUUUAUGAAGAGCUGUAUUCCAUGGAUUUUGAAAACUUCACCAUUUUUCUUCAAACGACAAAUGAUUUGUUUGUUCACUGUACUUUGGGAUUAACGGGAAACGAUAUUCGUGAAGAUGAUGACUGCCGGUACCAUUUUACACGUUCACAGUUUAGUCCAAAGACUGAGUUCCCUAUUGUCAGUUCCUGUUUUACUUUCAAUUCCAUGAUAGGAAAGCCUAACACCAGCUCACAAACAGCAAAUUCCGGGGCUUAUUUAGAAUUUACAUUGAACCUUGACCCAACGAGACAUCCGCCAUUUAUCAAUAAAACUAAAGCACAAAUCUCAUUUCACAAUUCUCGACAGUUAAUAGAUCCCUACGAGCAAGGAUUUUCAAUGGAGCUGGGGAAAAAGUAUACUUUUCGCUUGAAAAAAAUCGAAAAGAAUCUGCUUCCUUAUCCAUACGACACAAAUUGCAUUGAUUACUUAGAAAAAUGGAAAGCAAGAGGAGGUCAUGGACCUACAAAUGAAAGAGAGUGCAUUCAGGAAUGUUAUACAAAUAUUACUUUGACUGCCUAUGGACUAUCACAAAGCAAAAAAGGAUUCAACCUUAAACAGACAAUAACACCAGAAAUGUCAAAAGAAAUUUCUGAAUGUCAGAUUCAAAACUGUGGACCGGCCUGCUUUGACGUGUUCUACGAAGUUUCUAGGGAUGUUUCUGAAAUUCGUAAAGGGAGAUGUAACACUGAAGAAGCAAUCACUGAACUUUCACUAUGGAUUGAAAUUUCUAUUGACCUGAGUAACUUGGAAAUAACUACAUAUGACACCAGUCCUAAAUUUGAAAGCAUUGAGCAUUUUGGUAGCAUUGGAGGCUAUGUUGGAAUGUGGCUGGGUAUAUCAUUAGUUGCAGUUUUCGAUUUCUUGAGUACAGCGCUUGCUUUGCUGAAAUUUCCUUUUCGAAAUUUUACUAUUAAAAAGACCAGAGUACUCAGCAUAAAUCAUCAAGAAAGUAACAAGAAUGUUGAAAAGAGAGAAAACAAAUUUUGGUCCAAUUAUUUGACGAAUGCCUUUCGGGAUUCGAUGCUGAGUGGCGUUCCACAGAUUCUUAUGGCUGAGAGUAAAAUCAAGAAAUACGCUCUUUUAUUGGUCUUUUUGUCUUGUUUAGCGGGAUAUACUUAUCAAUCUUCUGAAUUCCUGAAACUGUUUUGGAAGUAUGAAACUGUUGUUGAUAUACAACUAACUAACAGUAAAGUGACGGAAUUACCUUCAAUCACUAUUUGUAAUUAUGAUGGAUCAAAUAUAUCGAAAAUAUGUGAGGAGAUUAAACCAGAUUGGUGCACGCCAUUAUGGGAAGAAUAUCGAGAUCCAUUUGAGGCAUGUAAAUGCUUACCAGAGCGUAUUUGCGAAAAUGACACUUUGAUAGAUAAAAUGGUUAGUAAAUAUAAAUUCCUUUUCCGAUUGAAUUCUGCAUCAGGAUUGCAUGAAAUCAUUGCAGUUGAUUUCUCUUCCAACUUCGACCUGUCAUACUUCAAGAAGUCAAGUGUUUCCACACCAACUGACUCUGGUUUAUUGAGUGGCUGUUGGACUUUGAAUAGACCAAAUGCAAAGCCAAGUGUAGUGACUUCGAGUGGGACUAUAGUUCUCAAUAUAUCCAUUGAUGAAAGGGAAUAUAUGUAUUUUCAUCAUCCUCCUGAAGGGUUAAUAUCCAUUCACAAUCCGUACCGCAUUGUCAAUCCUCACAUUGAAGGCUUCACUUUAUCUUUGAAAACACAACGACAUACUUUUCAUUUAAAGAAGGUGGUGAAGAAACUUCUUCCAUAUCCAUAUGACACUAAUUGCAUUGAUUACAUAUCCAGGUGGAAAGAAAGAGGAGGCAGGGGACCAAUGAAUAAUGCAGAAUGCUAUAAUGAAUGCCAAUUAAAUAUUAGCUUAAAAGAAGUUGGUUGCCUUCAUAGUAAGAUGAGACGAUAUUCAAUGGAAAGCGCUAUUUGCCCUCAUGGUUCUUUUUUUGCUGAUGACUAUCCUGACUAUUUGCAAGAUGAAAAGAAGGAAGAUAAAGCAUUUUAUACGACCGAAUUCAAUCAAAAAAUUGAAGAGUGUGCGAAAAAGAACUGUGGACCUGCUUGUUACGAAGAAUCCUACCAAGUAAUUAAAGAUGUUGAUGAUGUGCAAAACGAGGGCCAAUGCAAUAAACAUUCCAAAGAUAACAAGCAGGACAACAAAGCAAACUUAAUUCAUAAUAUAACUGUGAUUGUUAAUUUGAAUGAGAUGCCGACUACAACAUAUAGCUUAUAUUCAUGA
Molecule: messenger RNA, 2298 nt
Organism: Parasteatoda tepidariorum (common house spider)
Lineage: Eukaryota; Metazoa; Arthropoda; Arachnida; Araneae; Theridiidae
Biological process (GO): sodium ion transmembrane transport
Cellular component (GO): plasma membrane
Molecular function (GO): ligand-gated sodium channel activity
Source: RefSeq, a predicted model, not a curated record